CACUUUGUGACUCAUCUCAUUGGUCCUCCGCGUGGCCAAAUCCCGCCCUUCCUCGUUACUCAUUGGCUGCUCCGUUUUAAAUGGGCGGCGACUUUCCUGGGAAAAAAAACCCUCGUUUCCUUGUCAGUCAUAUGCAAGCGAAGAAGAAGAGACGAUAAAUCACCCCGCAGCAUCAAACGGAUCAAAUAUCACGUUUCAGUCGCAGGAAAUACAACUUGAACUGGAUGUUUAAAUGUCAUUAAUGCUCGGCAUCACCCGGGAGGCUUAAUGCUAAAGCUAGCGGCCAUAUUGUGUGCGUGUAGCUCGCAGUUGUCGCCCAUCUGACCGCCCCCCGCUCCCCGGACGCCUUUGUGGCGAUGAGUGCGGACCUCCUCUCGGAUCUGGACACGCGCUUCUUCGCCGAUAACCUCCUGACGAACGAAGACUGGGAUGCCUGCCUGUACCAGUGUGAGAGCAUGGAGGAGGGCGAGGAGGCCGACGCCGGCCGCGCCCCCAAGUACGAACCGGCGUUUGACAAUGACCUCGUGCUCACUCUCGACCCUGACAACCCCACGUCGCCGUGGCAACACCUUGACGACAACCUACUCACAGGAGACGUCAAGAGUGAGAUGACCAUCACACAGCCGCUGCCCGUGGAGAUGUUGUUCCAGGUGAAAGCUGAGCCUCCCUCUCCGGCCUCCUCCCUCGGGUCCGACUGCUCGUCUCUGUCACCUGACCCUCAGGUCCCCGUGAAGGGAGAGCAGCCCCCGACGCCUCCCUACAUGUACGGAGACGUGCUGUCUCCCCCGCUGGGCUCCACCGAGAUCACCGUGGCAACGUCGGCCGUGCGAGCGAAGGCUCAGUCGGCGAUCGCCGGGGCGACGCAGCCGCCGGCCGCGCUGAAGGUCGGCUCCAUCCUCAGCACCAAGCCUCCCAUCCAGCCCAGAAUGCUGGGCCCCACCCCCCAGACCCAGACCCUUACCCAGACCCAGACCCUUACCCAGACCCAGACCCCCGCAAAGACCCUCAUCCUGCAGGCCCUGCCCUCCUUGGACCAGAACAGACCCGUCGUCCUGUCCCAGGCCGUCUGUCUGGGUUCGUCUCCGGCCAUAGUGAAGAUGGAGCCCGUAUCUCCCAGCAUGCACUGCUCCGCCUCCGUGGCGCCGCCCACCAGCAAACCCAUCGUCCCGGCCACGACGACAUCGGCGGCGUUGCCCGGCAACCACUCCAACGACAUCGAUAUGAAGGUCCUGAAGCGUCAGCAGCGCAUGAUAAAGAACCGAGAGUCGGCGUGCCAGUCCAGGAAGAAGAAGAAGGAGUACCUGCAGCACCUGGAGGCGCAGCUCAGGGAGGCGCAGCAGGAGAACGAGCGCCUGCGCCGCGAGAACCAGGCGCUGAAGGAGAGGCUGGCCGGGAAGGAGGGCGGAGACUCUGCCGGCAACAAGCGGGCCGUCUGUGUGAUGGCAGUGCUGCUGUUCAUGACCUUCAGCUUCGGCCCCGCCAGCCUCUCAGACAGAAAGCUGUCGGGCCUCCAGGAUGGCGUGGUGACGUACACGGGGCGACGGCUGCUGGAGAUCGAGCAACAACAACGACAACGACAACAACGACAGCCUCCGAGCCGAGUGGAGGACACGACGGAGACGGAGGAGGACGGAGGAGACGAGACUGCAGAGUCGUAUCAGUUCAGGAACCUCAGUGAUGUGUUCAGUGACAUGAAGGAUCUGGUUCUUCAGGACAUCGAUCGUUACUUCAGUUCUUCAGACUGUCGACAGUUCAACCGCUCAGAGUCUCUCAGGCUGGCCGACGAGCUGAGAGGUUGGGUCCAGCGACAUCAGAUCGACCGCAAGAAGUCGGGAGGAAAACCCAAAGUCGCCAAGAAAGCCAAGAUUGCCCAGAAGGCUCAGCUGAGGAGGACCAACUUCUCCAGAUACCUGCCGGUCCAGACGCACCGCUCCAUAGAAAGUCAGCUGCAGGUGCUUCCUGGUCCGGAGGUCAGGUACAGCGACUUCCUGGACGCCAUCGAGCGCAGAGAGGACACGUUCUACGUGGUUUCCUUCAGACGGGACCACCUGCUGCUGCCGGCCAUCAGCCACAACAAGACCAGCCGGCCCAAAAUGUCUCUGGUGAUGCCGGCCAUGUCUGUGAACGAGAGCCUGUACAACUCGUCCCAGGGCUACGAGAUGAUGAUGCAGGUGGACUGUGAGGUGAUGGAUACGCGCAUCGUGCCCAUCAAGUCGUCCGCCGUGCCGCCGUCUCUCCGCGACCCCCCCCCGCCCCCCCCUCCUCCCCCCACCACAACCACACCUCUCUGCGAGGGCGCCACCACCACCACACCACGCCGAGGCAACCGCUGCCCGCCCGCCGCCGCGCGGCCGAGUUCCUCAUCAGCCAAUCGGAGGGAGUCUGAGGGCGGCUAGGUAACACACACACACUCUUUUUGAUUGUGGUCGCUCCUUCUGGCCGUCGUCGUGGAAACUCGACCUCCUCGCCGCUCCGGAAGACGGCGUCCUCACGAACGAGGACGCGCUCGCUGCACUUAGAGGACGAUGCGUUGUUUUUAAUGUUUAACGUGGACAGAGCGACGCGCCGGAGGACGGGACGCUGUGAUUGGUCGAAAGCACGCCGGCUUCAUUUCCUUCCUGGUGGAAGUCGUAACCGUCACUUCCUGUCUUCCUCGACACUACUGAUGGUUUCUGUGUUUGUAUAGUUGUUGUUGUUGUUGUUGUUGGCCGCUGCAUGGGGCUGGAUCUUAAUGUGGGCGCAAGGAACACAGUCGAUCUUCAUCUUUCCUGCGGAUCAAUACGUCAGUGAUUACGAUGUAUUGAUCAUUCACUGGUUUAAUGUCCAGUAAAAAAUGUAUUACGGAUCACUUUAUUUUAUUUUUAUUAUGAUUUAUAUGUUGAUUCAUCAAUUUAGUGUUUCAGUCAUUUUUCAACCAAAAAAAUAAUAAUAAUGAACUUAACUGCUUUUUUUCUGGCAAAUCAUCGGAAACUUAAACUAAUAAUUAAUUAUGAACGAUUAAUUUAAAAAGAAAAUGAAACGUUUUGUCUGUUUGAGCUGCUCUUCAAACUGAUCAAUAAUCAAUAAGUUAAAGAAGGAAAAACCACUGGAGGAAGAAACAUAAGUACAGAUACCACUACUACUAAUAAUAAUAUUCAGUGAAAAGGAAAACAGGAGCUCAUAAACGCUGAUUCGGCUUUCUUGAACGACAAAAGGAGAAUAGACGUUAAACUGAUGACAUCACUUCCUGUUGCGGGCUACCGAUCCGGCUUCACGUGGCGCCCGCUUCACGUAGAGAUGUCUUUGUUGUGGGUUAUUUAUAGUUGUAAAUAUCAACGUUCUGUAGAUAUUGUUUUCUUUUGUUUCUGUCGCCUUUUUUUAUAUAUUUUUUUAUUUCUUUGGGAUAUUUUGACAACAAAAAGUUAAAGAAAAAGUUUUAAAAAACGUAAAGUUUAUAUAAUGAUGAGAAAAACAGACUUCUGGUGUUUUUAAAUAUUUAGUUCGGUUCAUUGGACCAAAGUUCUGUCCUGGUGGGAAUAUAUUUAUGGAAAUAUAUAAACUGUUUUUUUAUUGUACAGAAUUAACUUUCAUUAAGUUUUUGUUCAAAUAAAUUGUUUUAAAAAUGUCUUGAUUUUUAACACUUUCUGGGUUUUUUCAAACCAAGAAAUGUUUCUAAUUUUCUUUUGUUUAAAAAAACCUGUUUUCUAAUCUUGUGUUUGUUUGUUUUUGCACGGCAUCAUGGGAAAUGUCCUUUAUUAAGAGCAACGCGUAAAAUCCACAAAACACAAAGUUUGACAAUCAAAGAAAUAAAAACUUGAGGUUUAACAUUCACAUAUUAAAAUAAACUAUCUGAAUAUUUUUGUUCAUGAAAACGUGUGAUUCAGGAAAAAAAAAAAAAAAUUUGGAAAUUUGUUCAGUUUUUACAGAAAUAAAUCAGUGUGAGACUCCUC
Messenger RNA from Pseudoliparis swirei, 3929 nucleotides. It is a transcript of the gene atf6b, whose product is annotated as activating transcription factor 6 beta. Gene Ontology annotation, cellular component: nucleus. Lineage: Eukaryota; Metazoa; Chordata; Actinopteri; Perciformes; Liparidae. Gene Ontology annotation, molecular function: DNA-binding transcription factor activity, RNA polymerase II-specific; RNA polymerase II cis-regulatory region sequence-specific DNA binding. The record is from RefSeq and is a predicted model, not a curated record. Gene Ontology annotation, biological process: regulation of transcription by RNA polymerase II; endoplasmic reticulum unfolded protein response.